Messenger RNA from Cynara cardunculus var. scolymus (artichoke), 1028 nucleotides. Its product is annotated as guanine nucleotide-binding protein subunit gamma 3-like. The record is from RefSeq and is a predicted model, not a curated record. Bases 272 to 910 code for a protein of 212 amino acids. Lineage: Eukaryota; Viridiplantae; Streptophyta; Magnoliopsida; Asterales; Asteraceae. The transcript is spliced from 5 exons.
ACUUGUGGUUUUAAUGGUGAAGAGUGCGGGAGUGAGUGAGUGAGCCAGCCACCGAGUUCAUUAAAUUCAUUACUUUGUAUUCAUAAAUGUAUGUAUACACAUUAUUGUCUCUGUACCAACUCAACUAGGCCUCUCUUCUCUCUUCUGCAACAAUUAUCCCCACUCUGUCACCACCAGUAAUAAUUUCCAAUUUCCAAUUUCCAAUUUCCUUACCCUUCCUUCAUACCUACUCCUACUCCUACUCCUCUUACUCUCUUCCUUCCUUUCUCCCAUGGCUUCUCCCCAUGGAUCUCCGCCGCUUCCAAGACCCAAGUCGCCGCCGGAGUUGUACGGCAAACGAAGAGAGUUCGCCAAAGUUGUCAUGUUGGAAAGAGAAAUUGGUUUCCUUCAGGAAGAGUUGAAGUCCAUUGAAACCUUACGCCCUGCUUCUUCUUGCAUUAAAGAGGUUGCUGAUUAUAUGGUCGCAAAUCCAGAACCAUUGAUCACUACGUGUAAGAAGACUCGUAAAUCUUGUGGUUUCUGGAAAUGGCUAUGCGGAAAUUCCUGCUUCAAUAUGUCAUGGGUUUGCUGCUGCUGCUGCUGCUACUGCUGCACUUCUCUUCAAACACCCAAGUGCUGCUGUUCCUGCUCGUUUCCCGAAUGUUGUUCCUGCUCGUUACCAAAAUGCAGUUGCGGUUUCCGGCCAGGUUGCCCAAAAUGUUUAAAAGAAUGCUUCUCUUGCCCCAAAUGCGACUGCCCAAAAUGCGACUGCCCCAAAUGCCCAUCUUGCCCCGAUUGCAGUUGUUGCUGCAAAUGUUCAUUCUCAUGUUGCUGUCCAAAACCCAAGUGUUCUUGUCCUAAACUUCCAAAGUGUACAAGUUGUGCUUGUUUUAGCUUAAAGUGCUGUUAUAAUUGUUGUCAAUGUUGCUAAUCAAAUAAACAUACACAAUGACAAUUUCGAAGUUUUGAUUCAUUCAUUUCCAUUCAAUAAGCCAUAGAAACAACAAACAUCUAUUUCUAUUACAUUAGUUUUUGAAGCACAAGAAACG